Messenger RNA from Racocetra fulgida, 186 nucleotides. The record is from the annotation of a GenBank genome assembly. NCBI's taxonomy places the organism in Eukaryota, Fungi, Glomeromycota, Glomeromycetes, Diversisporales, Gigasporaceae.
AUGAAAUUAAACCCAAUUGAAACCGAAAUCAAGAAACAAUUUUUGGAAUCUGACAAGAACAAGCCAGAACCAAUCGAACAAGAACAUCCGCAACAUAUGUACACUUCAAAGCUCAUCAACACGCAGGAGAUCAUAGAUGGAUUAACAAACGUUAGCAUGAGUAAAUCCAUUGAAUUUGAAAUCUGA